This is a messenger RNA of Musa acuminata AAA Group (dessert banana), 510 nucleotides long. RefSeq lists its product as uncharacterized. The transcript has a single exon. Lineage: Eukaryota; Viridiplantae; Streptophyta; Magnoliopsida; Zingiberales; Musaceae. Bases 1 to 510 code for a protein of 169 amino acids. The record is from RefSeq and is a predicted model, not a curated record.
AUGUCUAUAAGAUCGGUGUUCAACCUUCACCUCCUCGUCAAGUCUUCUGCAAUGGAUCGCAACCCUUCUCUCUCCCUGCGCGCAGAACCGCCGGCCUCAGAGAGGCGAGGGAGGGCGCCGCUGUACCACGCGGCGCUCCACUCGGUGCAGAAGCCGCCGGGGAAGCCCUGGAAGAAGCCCGACCAAGCACCACCACCGCAGCCCAGGGUGUACCGGGUGGAUCCCCGGGGCUUCCGGCAGCUGGUGCAGCGGCUGACGGGCGUAGCCCGAUCGACGCCGCAACCACUGAGGGAAACCGCCCCUCCGCCGCCUCCGCUUAAAUUGGCCGCCCCAGCGUUGACGGUGCAAUCGCUAUUUGCUGACGGUGAAAACGUUGGCACGGACGCGGUUUCCAGCGUCCAAUCUCCUACAGGAUUUCUGGGGCUGCUGUCUCCUUCCUUCUACUCGAGUUUGUGUUCGUUCCCACUUCUGAGUCCUGCAGGUCCAAUCGAGAGUAUGGGGCAUAUAUAG